UCGUCGACCCCGUCGCUUUCCUGUUCCGGCUUGAGUCUCCAUCGUCCGUCGCCAUCCAUCCAUCUUCGCCUUCCAUCGUCCCAUCGCCACAUCCAUCGUCCAUCGUCCAUCGCCACGCCCAUCCUCUUCGGCCAGCGUCGCUUCCGUCCUGCACAUCUGUCUGCCAUCGCUCUCGGCUGUCGCCCCCGUGGUGCGUCUCUGGCGAGCGUGGCCUGCUGUUCUAUGCCACGCCCUGCUGCUCCCGCAUCGCUCCAUCGCCGUUGCUGGCUCGAGACCCAUCGACCCCAUGUUGCCUGGGCUCUCUCUCUUUCCCCUGCUCGCCUGCCUGCCUGCCGCCUGCCGCUGCGCUCAUAUCCUCGCCUUCCACCACCGCCCUCGUCGCAUCUCCCACCGUGGUCUUGGUCGGGGCGGUCUCUCAGCCGCUGUCUCCCUCUCCAUCCUCCCGCCUCCAUGUCUCUUUUCCAUGUCCAAUCCACCGCCUUCUCAGCCCAUCUCACAACAGCCACAAGUGCUGCCCUUCACAACCGCCGCAUCUAGUACCGUCUUCGCCGCGGGCUCGUUACCUGUGUCGGGCCAUCGCCGGACAGCGUCCAUCAACUCGGCCAUGACAACCCUCACUCUCGAUCCGUCGACACUCGUCGCUCCUGCGGGUAUCCAGUCUCCGUUCACACCAACCGCAGACCACUCGCUGCUAGAUCCGUCCCUGCCCCAUGCCGGCAACCACAAGCGCACCAACUCCAUGGCCAGCUAUCCAUCUGGCUCGCCGACCUUCCACCAUCCCUUGCCGUACGCUACCGCCUCGCCGUCACCUCACCUCACCAGCGACAACGGCUCCUUUGGCAUCGUUGGCACCCACAGCCAAACCCUGCCCCGCGCCACCCACCACCACGGCCACCGCCCCCAUCUUGGCCACCGGAGAGGCGCUUCCAUGGGCAGCAUUGCGUCGGCACAGGGCUUUGGCUCCUCCGGUCCCGUCACCUUCCCGCCCGAUCCAACCGUCUAUCCCGCACACCUGGACUCGAGCCCCAUUCGCCAUCCCUCACUCGACCGCAUCAACCGCAAGAAAACCCCUUACUCUGUAGACCAGUGGAACGGCCCCAACACCCUCCAGACCCUGCGGGUCAAGUACUCCCUCCACAACGAUGCCAACGCCAUGGCCUUCCAGUCCAACUCGGCCUCUUUCGAUCCGGCUAUGCAGCCCCCCCAGUUGGAUUCGAUCGACCAUGGCUCUCCCGCCGCCCCGGCCUUUGGCUUCCCGCCUUCCCAGAAGGACCUGGUGCUCUCGCGCGAGGCCAGCUUCUCGUCCGUCGCCAACAGCACCCACACCAACAACAGCAACGGCUCGAAUUUCGGUCUUGCCGAGCUGCCGGAUCCCAACGCCUAUCCGCCCUUCCACAUGAACCCUCCAAUCGACUCGCAGACUCCCGCCGUUUUCUCCCAGGACCCGGCCGCUGCUGCCCAGGGCUCCUCGGCCGAUCCGGCCUCGAUGUUUGUCGACAUGGCUCCCUCCGUCGGCGCUGGUAUCGCCGGAGCAGAAUCGGGCGCCACCGGUGCGCCUGAUGUUGCUGCCCCAUCUGUCUACCCAGGUGCCAUGCCCACAGCCGAGUACCGCGAUGGCUACAUGCAGGGUUACGGGCCCGGGGGUGCCCAGCCUGUCCAUCCCAGUUACUUGGCAGCCCAGGCCUCGGCCGGCGGCCAGUUGCAAGCCUCAUUCACUGCCAUGGGCACCCCGUUCCUCCACCAAGUCUCUGUCUACGGCCAACACAGCACCUCUUAUGAUGGCAACGCGCCGUAUCCCGGCCCUGGAGCCAUCGACCCACAGGCCGCCCAGUCAGCGUAUAUGUCGACGCAGGUCCCUCCAGCCCAACAGUCGCAGUACCAGCAUCUGCAGCAUCUGCAGCAUCUCCAGCACCAGCAGCACAUUCUUCACCAGCACCAGCAACAUCUCCAGCAGCUCAAGAUGCCGCACCCCGCCGCCGCCGCCGCCGGAGACCAUGCUGCCGCAUAUGCCGCCGCCAAGAUGAACCUCGGUCCCAAUGUCCUCGGCGUCCAGUCGAGUGCAGGCGCCUACGGCCCGAGCCCGUCCAACAUGUAUAUUUCGUCCAACGCCAAAGCCGAAAUCAAUGGCGUGAUCAAGCCCCAGGUUGCUGCCCAGCCCAAGGUCGAGUCCGACCCGAGCCUCGAUCGUGAUCACGACGGCAAGAACCUCCCCAGGGACGACGAUGACGAUGAUGAUGAGUACUCUGGCGAGGACGUGGACGAUGAUCUAGACGACGGCAGCACCGGCGAGAAGCGAAGCCACGAAUGCAAGUGGGUGGAGUGCACCUUGAUCUUUACAAGCAUGAACGACCUGGUAGCACACAUCAUGGACAAGCAUGUCGGGGGUGGCAAGCCCAACUAUAUCUGCGACUGGAAAGGAUGCGGCCGCGAUCGCCGCCCGUUCGUGAAGCGACACAAGAUCCAGAACCACAUCCGCAUCCACACCGGCGAGCGACCCUUUGCUUGCACCGUUCCCGGAUGCGACAAGACCUUUUCGAGACAGGACGGACUCAACACACACAUCAAGCGAGAGUUCAAGGAUGAUAUCGUGGUCUUUUGCAGAGCGCUGCUUGUGCGAUUCCUGCUGGCUCGUCUGUGGUUGCUCACACAUGUGCUGCGCGAUUAUCCGUCUUGCCCGAUGCAGACCCACUCCAACGUCAAGCCCUUCGUUUGCGCGGUUCCCAACUGUGGCAAGGCCUACUACCACUCGCGCUCGCUACGCAAGCACGAAAAGUCCCAUCAGUCCGGACAGGGCUACGAAGACUAUGACAUGUCCGGCCCGGACGACAACGGCCACAGCCUGCAGGAAUCCGGCCCAGGUUUCGACGGACGCAUGGCUCCGGUCGUAGCCCCUAUCCCGCCGCCUCACGUCGUCGGCGCCGACCCCAUGUGUCGACGACUGAACAUCCCGAUGGAGGAUGUGAUUGUUCCGAGCCAAUUUACGAUUGCUCCGCCCGAGCCGACGACCGUUGCCUGGAAUGCCUAUCUCUGA
Polychytrium aggregatum is the source of this 3031-nucleotide messenger RNA. RefSeq lists its product as uncharacterized. The coding region runs from base 287 to 3031 and encodes 914 amino acids. The transcript is spliced from 4 exons. Gene Ontology annotation, cellular component: nucleus. NCBI's taxonomy places the organism in Eukaryota, Fungi, Chytridiomycota, Chytridiomycetes, Polychytriales. Gene Ontology annotation, molecular function: DNA-binding transcription factor activity, RNA polymerase II-specific; RNA polymerase II cis-regulatory region sequence-specific DNA binding. Gene Ontology annotation, biological process: regulation of transcription by RNA polymerase II. The record is from RefSeq and is a predicted model, not a curated record.